UAUAAUAUUAUUAUUUUUUUAAACUAAAAAUGCUCAAGUUUCCGCCGACUACGCCGCAGGAUCUCAAGGUCGCCGCUUGCAUCGAACAAAAACGACGAAAUGAAGAAGCUAGAAAGCUGAGAAUUUUUGAUCCCCGUUGUCAAAUUAAGAUAGACAAAGAGUUCUUGGAUAAGCAAAUAGAAGAAAAAGAACGUCUGCGUCAGCAAGAACGAGAACGAGAAUGCCGGAUGGAUGAAGCUCUGGUCGUUAGCAGUAAGUUUGCAAUGAUGCUUGACAAGCGGGAAGAAGAGGAAAGGAAGAAGAUAAAUCGUAAUAUAAAUUCAUACCGCAAAAUCCAUCAACGUCCGCAGGAUCGCCGUGACUUUGAUCUUUAUGAUCCCGAUUAUUUAAAAAAAUCACUACCAGCACGUAUAGCCGAUGAUGAUCCGCGAAUUGGACCGUCGUCUGCUCAAAAAUUCGAGGGGGAAGAUCUCGAACGAUCUAAAAGACUGAAUAAACAUAAAGAGCAGAUGCAAUCUUGUCUUAUGCAGCAGGUGUAUGAGAAACAAAAAAAUAAAGAAAAAGAAAAAAACGCUGAUGUAUCUUUUCAACAGUUUAUUUUAUCUAGGGACAGGCGCGCAAUUGACCUUGGACGUAUGGAGGAAGAAUGUCGAAGAAAACUCAAUGAAGCUAAUGCACAAUUUAAUCGUGCCCUUGCUGAAGAACAAGAAUAUCGCAGUAAAUGUGAAGCAAUAAAAGAUGAGGAAGACAAACGUGCUGAAAUUUAUAAUAAUGUUACCGGUGAUUUCUUAACAGAAGCUCGUGAACAAGCAUUAAGUUAUUGUGGACCAAACAAAUUACUUGCUUGUCGUUAUAAGGGUAUGACAUCUGAUGAGAUUAAAUGUAUAUGGGAAGAACAAGCUCGGCAGAUGAAAGAAAUUCAGAAAAUGAAAGAAGAAGAAAGACAAAAAAACAUUGAAUGGGAUCGUUUGAUGAUCGGUAAUGCUCAAGCGGCCGAACUUUAUGAUCAAGAAUUGAAUCGUCAAAAAAUGGAAUUGCGAAAAAAAAUAGCUGAAGAAAAUUUACAUUUAUCACAACAGCAGAGAUCACAUCAAGAUUAUUUAAAUAAAAUGGUUUAUAAGUAUCAACAAGAACCAGAAUUUUUUAACAAAUUUAAUUCGUGUCCUCGAUAA
This is a messenger RNA of Microplitis demolitor, 1172 nucleotides long. RefSeq names its product RIB43A-like with coiled-coils protein 2. The transcript has 7 exons. The record is from RefSeq and is a predicted model, not a curated record. Bases 30 to 1172 code for a protein of 380 amino acids. NCBI's taxonomy places the organism in Eukaryota, Metazoa, Arthropoda, Insecta, Hymenoptera, Braconidae.